Messenger RNA from Rubroshorea leprosula, 3711 nucleotides. The record is from the annotation of a GenBank genome assembly. NCBI's taxonomy places the organism in Eukaryota, Viridiplantae, Streptophyta, Magnoliopsida, Malvales, Dipterocarpaceae.
GCUUUUAUUGUUGAUUUCGUUUGCAUUUGCUAAGCAUCUUCCAGGAAAUACACCCUGUAAUUGCCUAGCUCGUGCCUAUUUAAGUUGUACCCUCUCCUUAGUUGGCUCAUCAACUCCUCGCAUCAGAAAUUAAACCUGCUCCUACUUCUAAUAAUUUGCUUUGCUCCGCCCAAGUUGGUUAUCAGUGUCCAACUUUACCUAUUUCUUCUGCUAAUCCUGCAUGAAAUAUCCUGGAACCUUUUUUAUAAGAAAGAGUAGGCUUGCGAUUGCAAUCAAGCAGAUCUGCUGGAUGCUCCGUUCUAAUUUUCUGGGCUUAAUUUGUUUCUUAAUAUCUAAUUUCUUCAAAACCCUCUUCUAGACCUACGGAAAAUAUUCAUCGUUCGACCUAAAGAAUAGGCUUGCAAUUGCAAUCAAGAAGAUCUGCUGUUUGGUACAUCUAAUCUGCGUGGCCCAAUUUUUUUUUGUGUCAAAUUUCUUGAAUACCUUCUUUUUCUAGACCUGCAGGUUUCCUGCACCAUCUGAGGAAGAUCUAUAUCCAAAUAUUAAUUAUGUCCUUCAAUUGGCUUUCUCGUUGACUCGAGGCAGAAGUAAUCUGUUCUCCUCAGUUGGCUAAUUAAGCUCCUCUCAUAAGAAAAAAUCAAGCUGUUGCUACUUCUAAUUUGCUCGGCUUUGUUCUGGUAUCAGUUUCCAACUUCAUUCAAUUUCUUUCUGCUAAACCUGCCCCAGGAAAUUCAUCGAUGGCCAAAAUGAUGGACAAAAUGAUGGACAAAAUGGUUGAGACAGUUGAGAAUUUUGUUGACCACCAUAGAAAACUUGAAGAAGAUCUGAAUGAGUUGAGAAGCGAAUGGCAGGUUCUAAAGAGGAGAAAAAUUGACGUUAAUUCAAGAAUACAAGUAGAGGUAGAGGUUCAGUCGGGCCAAGUGAUGAAAGAAGAAGUAAAGGGAUGGCUUGAAGAUGUUCAAAAGAUCGAACAAGAAAUACAAGAUGUUGAAGAAAGAGUAGGCACAGUUCCAUACUACAAACGUGCCAGUCUUGAUAAACUUGUGUGUGAAAAAAUUGAAGUGGUGAAGAGGAUUCAAGAGAGGGGCAUUUUCGAAGGAGGCCUUGGGAUUAAGAGAGCUCCAGCUUGUGGAAUGGUAAUUCCAACAGAAAAUUUAGAGGGUGAAAUUUCUACUAAAGAUGAAAUUUGGGAGCACUUGAUGGGCAAUAAAGUUGGAAUGAUUGGGGUUUGUGGUAUUGGUGGAGUUGGUAAGACUACAAUCAUGAAGCAUGUUAACAAUGAUUUGUUGAGGGAGAUUAGGUUUCAAAAAGUGAUUUGGGUUACUGUAUCAUAUCCUCUUAAUGUUUUUGAAUUACAAAAGAAGAUUGCUGGUGCUAUGGGUGAAAGACUUCCAGAAGAUGAAGAAGUGAUGAUGAGAGCCGCAGCACUAAUGGAUAAAAUGAGAAGAGUAAAAUUUGUGCUAAUAUUAGAUGAUGUAUGGGAAAAGUUCUCUCUUAAGGAUGUUGGAAUCCCAGAACCAACUGUGCAGAAUGGGUGCAAAAUAGUUAUCACUAGUAGAUCAAUUGAAGUAUGCAAGUUUUUGGAUUGUCAGAUUGUUGAAGUGCAGUCUCUUUCACAAGAGGAGUCUCUAACUUUAUUCCUCAAUAAGGUUGGGCAUGAUGUUUUACAAAUUUCUGGGCUGGAAAAAAUCUUGAAGCUUAUUGUGAAGGAGUGUGCUGGUUUACCACUCGCUAUUGUUGUGAUAGCAGGGAGCAUGAAAGGAGUGGAUGAAAUUGAGGUGUGGAGAAAUGCACUGACUGAAUUACAAGAAUGUGUUGAGAGUGUGAGAGGUUCAGAUGAUGAGAUAUUUAUGCGGUUAAAAUUUAGUUUUGAUCGUUUGCCUAAUGAGAAAAUCAAGAAUUGUUUUCUUUAUUGCUCCUUGUUUCGUGAAGACUAUUCAUUUGAAAGGGAGGAAUUGAUAGAAGGUUGGAUUGAUGAAGGACUAAUGGACGGAUUGAGUAGUAGGAAAGCAGCUUAUGACAGGGGCCAUGCCUUUUUAGAUAUGCUUGAAAAGAAUAGCUUGUUAGAGAAACAUCAGGGGGAAGUAAGGGAAAGGGAAGUAAGAAAGAUGCAUGAUGUUGUGAGAGAUAUGGCUAUCAAAAGCAUUGGUCGGAGAGUUGGACAUAUGGUCAAAGCUGGUAUAAAACUGACAGAGAUACCAAAUGAGCAUGAGUGGGCAAUUGAUCUCAACAAAGUGUCUCUAAUGGACAAUGACAUUUUAGAAAUUCCUGUUGGUUUCACUCCAAAGUGUCUAACCUUGUCGACUUUGAUAUUGUCAGACAAUCCUUUGACAGAGAUUCCAGAAUCUUUUUUUGAGGGUAUGAGUGGACUCAAGGUUCUUGAUCUUUCUAGAACCAAUAUUGAAACUUUACCUAGUUCUAUCUCUAAGUUGAAGUAUCUCUCUGCACUGCAGUUGAGGGGGUGUGAGGAGUUAAAGAGCUUGCCUUCCUUAGAAAAGCUUGUGGCAUUGAAGAAGUUGGAUCUGAGAUGGGCAGGAAUUGAGGUGGUCCCUCAAGGCAUGGAGAUGUUGGUAUGUCUUGAAUAUCUUGAUUUAUGUUGUGAACAUUUGGAAGAGAUACCAAUGGGAAUAUUGUCUAAAUUAUCUAGUCUCCAGUACUUGGUAGUAGGAAAUGGUUGGGUAAAUGGUUGGGUAAAGAUAAAUUUAGAAGAGGUUGCUAGAUUGAGAAAGUUGGAGAUUUUAGAAUGUGAUUUUGAUGACUUGCAAGGCUUCAAUGAUCUUCUAAGGGAGUUUAAUAAUUUUCGGAGUUUUAUUACUUUCCAGCUUGUAGUGGGCACAGCAAUGUAUUAUCAUGAUAUUGACAAUCCUAAAUAUAAAUGCCGACUUAAAAUUUGUGGGUGUGACAUUGGAGAAAAAGGUGUAGUGCUUCCGGAUAAACUUCAGCAUUUGCGGAUCCAUAAAUGUAAAAGCAUUGGAAGUAGCUUAGACAAAAUAGCUUUGUUAGAAAAUGCAACCAAGUUGGGUGUUUGUAUAAUUAGUAAUUGUGAAGAGACACAGUACGUGGUUGAGUUGGAUUCAUCCUCCUCCUCAUCGUGUAAACCAGUACUUGAUAAGCUUGAAGGUCUGUAUCUUUGGGGUUUGCCUAGGUUGUGGGCACUCGUGAGAGUGGAAGGAGUAACAACACCGCCACGCGUCUUUUCCAAUCUUAAGACACUUGAUGUAAUUGGCUGUUCAGGAAUGAGGAAGUUGGUUCCACUUGAGCUACUGCAAGCCCUCCAAAACUUAGAGAUGAUUACUGUUCAUAAUUGUGAACAAAUGGAGGAGAUAAUAGCCUCAUCAGAUUUAAAUGCAUCAUCAUCAAAUAAAUUCCCUUUCACUUUUCCUAAAUUAAGGGAAUUGUGCUUGUGGUCCUUACCCCAAUUGAAGAGCAUCUGCAGUGCCAAAGGAGUUAUGAUUUGUGAUUCCAUUGAAUGUAUUUCCAUAACGAAAUGUCCUGAAUUAAAGAGGAUCCCUGUGCAGCUUCCCCUACUUGAUAACGGCCAACCAUCUCCUCCUCGUCGUCUCAAAAGCAUCCACAUUUUUCGAGAUUCAAAAGAAUGGUGGGAAUCAGUGGUGGAGUGGGAUCAUCCUAACGCUAAGAACAUACUCCAACCUUUCGUGAGCUAUUCAUGGUAAGGUGUUGAUUGAUUUAUUCUAAUAUGAAUUUGAUAGU